AUGACCCUCCUGUGGCCCACUACCCUCCACCACGAGCCUGCGGCACCCAGCACCCUCCAGCAGGAACCUGCGGCACCCAGCACCCUCCGCCAGGAACCUGCGGCACCCAGCACUCUCCAGCAGGAGACUGCGGCAUCCAGCACCCUCCACCAGGAACCUGCGGCACCCAGCACCCUCCACCAGGAACCUGCGGCACCCAGCACUCUCCAGCAGGAGACUGCGGCACCCAGCACCCUCCAGCAGGAGACUGCGGCACCCAGCACCCUCCAGCAGGAGACUGCGGCACCCAGCACCCUCCAGCAGGAGACUGCGGCACCCAGCACCCUCCAGCAGGAGACUGCGGCACCCAGCACCCUCCAGCAGGUGGACACACCUCGCACUACCAUACACAUUAGAGCUAGAGAGUUCUACAGAGGAACAGAAGCAGUAGGGACAGAUGGACCACAAGGACGCCCAGCCUUGUAA
Procambarus clarkii (red swamp crayfish) is the source of this 465-nucleotide messenger RNA. RefSeq names its product P-selectin glycoprotein ligand 1-like. The record is from RefSeq and is a predicted model, not a curated record. Lineage: Eukaryota; Metazoa; Arthropoda; Malacostraca; Decapoda; Cambaridae.